Molecule: messenger RNA, 5406 nt
Organism: Lates calcarifer (barramundi perch)
Lineage: Eukaryota; Metazoa; Chordata; Actinopteri; Centropomidae
Gene: abat
Product: 4-aminobutyrate aminotransferase
Exons: 16
Coding region: 1252-2754 (500 amino acids)
Biological process (GO): GABA catabolic process
Cellular component (GO): mitochondrion
Molecular function (GO): pyridoxal phosphate binding
Source: RefSeq, a predicted model, not a curated record
AUUUUAUUUAUAUAGCGGCAAUUCACAGCAGAAGUUAUCUCGAGACAAUGUACAUAUAGAGCAGGUCUAGAUCACACUCUUUAUCUUAUAAAAUUUACAGAGAGAAACCCAACAGAUCCCACCAUGAGCAGCACUAGGCGACAGUGGUAAGGAAAAACGUCCUUUUAAGAGGCAGAAACCUCGAGCAGAACCGGACUCAGUCUGUCCUCCUCUGCUGCCCUUUUCUCACCACUCUGAUGGUAAUAUACAGAACCACUUCCUGCACUACAGUGUUGUCCUAAUAUAUGUAAACCUUUCUUUCUUUCUUUCUUUCCUCUGGGCAGUUCACCCCUGACCUUUGUACCACUCAGUGUUAAUGACUGGACUUGUGUUGCUUUAAUUUCAGAAAAAAUGGCGGAAAUGUCAGGAGAAUGACUCAUGUCCAUAUGGAUGUUUUCAGGUUUUUGUAGCAGAGAGCUCUGUCCACAGUGAAACACCUCAACAACAUCCAAACUCUCCUCAGUUUAACAGCAUCACAGCUACAUGUGGUGAGGAGUGAGACACACAGCUGGCUGACCUCUGCAUAGCCUACAUAUUUUCCUGCUUCUGUCCUCUGACCUGGGAGGAUGGGGGAGUCAUUUAAGCCAUAAACUCUUAAGCCAUCAGUCAUCUCCACUGAAUCACUGAUUUCAUGAUCCCCAGAGAAAAAAAAAAACAGAAGUCAUGUUUAUGACAGCAGCUCUGCUUGUGAGGGGUGGGGGGCGAGCUGCCGUUGUAUUUUUGACACCUCGGUGGAUUUAUAACAGAAACAUCCUCUCUCUGUCCACAGACCAUCAGGUUUCCUGCGGUCAGGGUCUUGGCAGAUUCCUGUGGAGCUGUCAGGUAUGUUGAAGUUGUGAUGUCAUUUGGAGGUGAAUAUACAUUUUCCAUAUGUCGUACUGUUAUUCAUACCUCUAACCCCGUCUGCUGUGGUUUUCUACGCAGGGGUAUUUAGACCAGUAACGAUUGAAACACAGUGUCUUCAUCGACAUGUGUAAUAUUUAAAUACAAAUAAAGAUUUGUUUAAAAAAGAGAGGGGGAGGGGUGAGGUAGAGAAUAAGCCCCUCCUCCUGUAGAGAGCAGGCCUGGCUGUUGACAGACUAACGGAGACCGGACUCCCUCUCAGACCUUAGUCCUACCGCCGCUGGAUCAUCGGUGACUUGGUGAAGUUGGACCCUGAGUGCAGGUGCUGCCUCUGUCUCACACUCUUUCCUGUCUGUUGACAGUUGUAUCAUGGCAUCCUCCUUGAUCAGCCGUCAGCUCGCUCUCUCACUGCAGAAGAACUUGUGGCUCAGUGCUCCAGGCUGCAGAUAUGUCAGCAAGGCAGCAACAAAGACCCAGGUGGAGUUUGACUAUGAUGGACCCUCCAUGAAAACUACAGUUCCUGGGCCACGAUCACACGAGCUGACAAAACAACUGGGAGAAAUCCAGAAUGUUGGUGCCAUCAACUUCUUCUGUAACUAUGAGGAGAGCAGGGGGAACUACCUGGUGGAUGUGGAUGGCAACCGCAUGCUGGAUGUCUACACUCAGAUCUCCUCCAUCCCAAUUGGCUACAACCACCCCGCUCUCCUCAAACUGAUGGCCAAUCCCAACAACCUGAGCACAUUUGUGAACCGACCUGCGCUGGGAAUCCUGCCGCCUGAGAACUUUCCAGACAAACUCACUGAAAGUCUUCUCUCAGUGGCUCCCAGUGGAAUGACUCGUGUUCAGACCAUGGCCUGUGGCUCCUGUUCCAAUGAGAAUGCCUACAAAGCCAUGUUUAUCUGGUACAGGAACAAGGAGCGAGGCCACAACAUACCAUCUGAUGAAGACAUCAGCACCUGCAUGAUAAACCAGGCCCCGGGCUGUCCAGACCUCAGCAUUUUAUCCUUCAUGGGAGGUUUCCAUGGAAGAACUAUGGGUUGCUUGGCAACAACACACUCAAAAGCAAUCCACAAGCUGGACGUGCCAUCAUUUGACUGGCCCAUCGCCCCGUUCCCCAGACUGCAGUACCCAUUAGAGGAGUUUACCAGAGAGAAUGCACAGGAAGAGGCUCGCUGUCUGGAGGAGGUGGAGGACCUGAUUGUGAAGUGGAGGCAGAAGGGGAAGCCUGUGGCAGGGAUUGUAAUUGAACCAAUCCAGGCUGAAGGUGGAGAUAAUCACGCCUCCCCAAACUUCUUCAGGAGCCUCCGCAACAUUGCACGCAAGCAUGGCUGUGCCUUCCAUGUGGAUGAAGUCCAGACUGGUGGGGGGUGCACAGGGAAGUUUUGGGCCCAUGAGCACUGGGGUACGGAUGACCCUGCUGACAUUGUCUCCUUCAGUAAGAAGCUUCUGACUGGAGGCUACUACCACAAGGACGAACUACAGGCUGACAAGGCGUACCGUAUCUUUAACACGUGGAUGGGUGAUCCAUCCAAGAACUUGUUCCUGGCUGAGGUUCUGAACGUGAUCCGCAGAGAGAACCUUCUGGAGGAGGUGACCCGUUCUGGGAAGGCCUUGCUAAACGGUCUUUAUGAGCUACAGGCUCAAUACCCCGGCAUACUGAGCCGCGCCCGAGGACAGGGGACCUUCUGUGCCAUUGAUAUCUGUGAUGAUGCAACACGCAACAGCAUCUUGCUCAAGGCCAGAGACAAAGGUGUCCUCCUGGGGGGUUGUGGGGAUCGAUCAAUCCGUUUCCGUCCAGCGUUGGUGUUCAAGGAGUACCACGUUCACCUCUUCCUCAACAUCUUCAACGACGUGUUGGCCCAGCACAAAUAAAUCCUGACCCUGAAGGAACCUGAAUUACACUACAUGAGCCUGAGUUCAUCCAGAGGGGAGGGAGGGAGACAGCCCAUGUCAUGAUAAGCACAAUCCACACAAUAACUCGCACAGAUAUUCCAUACAACCUCCAAUUCAAAAUCCAGGGCCAGUUCAGUUUAGAACAGGGAAGACUUGACAGUCUUCAUUUCCUUAGCCUAGAAAUAAUUAUGGUGAUAUCCUCUUACUUGUACCCAGUAAACCGCUCACAUCAGGUGCCAGUGGUUACUGUGCACAAUGUUCAUGUUGCUGUAAAACAAAUCUACUGCAAUGACACCAAACUCAAACAGAACUUUGAAUUAUGGUUUCAUGCGUAGACUGACUAGACUACAACUACUGACUACAGUGCUCUGGAUGAAGUCCUGGCAAGUUGUCCACAAUGUCAGCUAAUCUAGCACCCUCUGUUUCACACUCCAGUACCAUUGUUCCACAGGCUAGUUUGGCCAUCUUACCCACAGUCUGUUGUGACUGUACUGAGACAUCACUCAACCACAUUUCCCAAAAUGUAGCAGUUUGACGUUCAGACAUUUUGUUUCAUGUGAACGCUCACCAAUUUCUGUUUGUCAGGAGCUGUUAUUUUGUUAAACCAAUUAGUGGUGGGUCCCGUCCUGCCUGCAUCAUUUUCAGUUGGCACAGAAGCAGGGAGCAGUUGAUGUUUCAUGUUCAUUGAAGAAAUAUUUUGAUCUAGGGUGUAUUUCUGUAUGUCAGCUGAAAACAACUUACAGCUCCAUUCAUCUCAUCCCAUCUCCAGUUUUUCCACUUCUGGCACAGAAAGAUGACGUCCCUUUUCUUAAUCUGGCCUACAAAGUUCUGAAUAGCUUGAAUUUUUUGUCCAACCUGGGAAGGAGCCGCUAAUGUGCACAACAUCAGACCUUGUUGACUCUCUGAAUAAAUCUUAGAUGUCUGAGGUUCAGAGGUCUGGAACCAGGCUAAAUGUGGGUCUGUUCUUUUUGCAGGUAGCACAACAUUAGAUAAAUGUAAAUACGAUGUCAAAGAUCCCAAAUAUAAUGAACCUCACUUAAUGGCUCAGAACAAAGUCUUCAUUCAGCUUCUUUCAUGCUCAUAUGCCACCGUUUGAAGAAGACAGACAGUCAUCCUGGACACAACUCUGUGUCAGUGAUGACUCCUAUGUAGGAACACACAAUACAGCCAAGAUGCCAGCCUGCAUGUCAUUUAAUGCUGCCCAUUAGAAAUGUCCUUGUUAUGAUUCUGACUGUUGUGUUGCUCUUAAUAGGAAUGAUUUUUCAGCUUGAAAUGUUGUAGCCCAGAAAAAUGUGAAUCUUGAACGGACCAUGAAAAUGUCAUAGAUUAUUUAGUGCCUGCAUGUUACCUAAAUGUGCUUUUUUUUUCUUUUUUUUUUUUUUUGCUACUGGCUCAGAUGAGAGCGGCUGUCGGUAACCUUAACUUACCUUUGCACAUUCACUUUACUCUUGAACAAAAGCUUCAUAUCAGUUGCCACAUUUGUUUCUGGAAACUUAUUCCACUAUUAUUCAUGUUCAAGUCUCACUUGAUUAUUUGAUUCAUGUGUGACAGAACAGAGAAGUGGUCUCAUGGUCAGUAAAAUUCAAUAACUAACAAGUAGCCUCUCAGGCUUGUUACCAGCACUUGUUUGGGACUGUCUCAUCCACUGAAAACAGAGCAAAGCACAGACCUCACCGUUGUGUCUCUUGUCCAGGUAGGUUUUCCAGUGUGGUUUCCUCUUUGUCUCAUGGUCCCAUUCCUACCUCCUGAGACCAGAGGGUACUCAGCUGUUGGAGAGAAGUGUGGUUGUAGCUUGGCUUUUUUCCCCCACAACAGCCACAAGGGGUAACAAUGAGCCUGUUCCACACCUGGAAAACAAACUCAGAGAAGCAACAUAGCAGCAGGCUUUAUGUUUUAUUGGAAGUGUUUUCAUACAGAUUAUUCACUCCCUCAAGAGAAAAGACUGACUAACUAGAGCAGCACAGCUGCUUCCCUGAGCUUUUCUCUCACACUGUGGGUGAGACAGAGCCAGACUUCUCUAACUGUCAGUGGCUGAAGUUGAACUUGAAGCACAGGUCCAUCAAACAGGGCAGUCUACAAACACAUUAGAUCAUGGGUAAUACAAAGAAGAACAACUUUACAGCACAAAUUUUUAUCAAUGCUUUUUAUUUUGUCAGUCUGCUCGAGCUGAUGUUCUGCUACUAGUGUAGAACACCUGAGAUAUUCAUCAGUGUCUGUGAAUGUUCCAUGGAGCUUUUAGGCAAGUGUUAGGAAUGUGUAACAGUUCAUUUAAAGUGUUACCACAUUAAUUUCUUUCUUAUUAUUAACUUCCUAGAAUCUAAUUCAAAUAUGUGUAUUUAGUCCUACUUAGUCCUACACACAUAUUUUAAUUAGGAUUUAAUGAAGUUGGGUGGGGGUGGGGGUGGAGGCUGAGCAAUACGAUGGUGAUGAUGACAACAGUGCUUGUCUUCUUCUAGUCAGUAUUACAUAGUGUCUGUGAUGACCUUCUUUAAACAUUUUUGACAUUAACUAUUUGCACUUGUGAUCUGAGAUAGAUGAUUAUUGGUGUAAUUAUUUUAGAUGGCUCUAACUGUUGUUGCCUAUAAAACAUUCUGUCCUUGUACUGUGAGAAAUAAAUGACGUUUUGAUUAA